GAGACUUUGGGGAGAAUUGUGUCGUUCAGUUUGCAUCCGUAAUGCUCGCUGAUUUCUGCAAACGGCUCUCGGAGAUCCUCUGCUUAGAACUGUGUGCAGUAUUCUAGAUGUGGUGGCACCAGAGAUGUACAUAACAGCAUUUUGAUAAUUAUUUUAUUUUUAAGCCUGUCGUUUUACACUGGUGAUACCAGGGGCUGAACCCAGCGUCUUCAGUAUACAAGGCUCCUGUAGUGCUCAUGCAGCACAUCUGAGAAACCAUGAAAUUCUUGUCCCUCACUGCUGUUGUCUGGUGUGUCCUGGUACCACCAUCUGAGGCCACCAAGAGCUUUGAGGACAUCCGCUGCAAGUGCAUCUGCCCCCCAUACAGGAACAUCAGUGGACAAAUUUAUAAGAAGAAUGUGUCACAGAAAGACUGUAAUUGUCUGCAUGUGGUGGAACCGAUGCCUGUGCCGGGAAAUGAUGUUGAAGCGUACUGCCUGCUGUGUGAGUGCAAGUAUGAAGAACGGAGCACCACCACCAUAAAGAUCAUAAUCAUCAUUUACCUCUCGGUGAUUGGAGCCCUGCUGCUCUACAUGGCCUUCCUGAUGCUGGUUGACCCCUUGAUCCGCAAGCCUGAUGCCUACACCCAACCACUGCACAAUGAGGAAGAGAGCGAGGAUGCCCAUUCCCUGGCAGCCAUGCGCCCUCCUGCCAGCACCAGGGCAAACACGGUGCUGGAGAGGGUGGAAGGAGCUCAGCAGCGGUGGAAGCGGCAGGUGCAAGAGCAGAGGAAGACGGUCUUCGAUCGGCACAAGAUGCUGAGUUAGAGCUCGCAGAGAGUUCCCACUCCUGGAGUGAACGGCAUCUGCGGGUUAGCUGGGCAGAUGAUGACCAUUAGCCAGUCCAAAAAGAAGUCUGUCGCUUGAGUCUGUUGCACUUAGCCUUCCUGAUUUGUUUGUUGUUGUUUUUUUAAAAGAAUAAGUGAGGCUGAAGAAAGAGCCCUGGGCUGCACAUCCCAAAGUUAUUUAUUUAGUACUGGGGCCCUACUGGGGUAGAUUGCUGGAAGACUGUACCUCAUUUCAUUUAAUCCCCC
This is a messenger RNA of Gekko japonicus, 1072 nucleotides long. It is a transcript of the gene TMEM9, whose product is annotated as transmembrane protein 9. The record is from RefSeq and is a predicted model, not a curated record. Gene Ontology annotation, cellular component: lysosomal membrane. The coding region runs from base 258 to 806 and encodes 182 amino acids. The transcript is spliced from 7 exons. Lineage: Eukaryota; Metazoa; Chordata; Lepidosauria; Squamata; Gekkonidae.